AUGAUAUCUCCCCAAGAACUCAAGAAUCCUGGUGAGUCUAUCUGUCUCACUCCACAGCAGAUUUCCCUGUUGGCCGAUGAACGCUACAAGGGAGUGGUUGUCCAAAAAGACCCGAAUGGGGCGGUUCUGUUAGAAGCUCACAAUUUGGGAAUGCUUAAUUCCACAGGUAGUACAACAAGUGUGUACGGGCAUUCAAAAUACAGAUAG
Molecule: messenger RNA, 207 nt
Organism: Opisthorchis viverrini
Lineage: Eukaryota; Metazoa; Platyhelminthes; Trematoda; Opisthorchiida; Opisthorchiidae
Exons: 1
Coding region: 1-207 (68 amino acids)
Source: RefSeq, a predicted model, not a curated record